AGGCCACGUAUGACGUAUUCCCGCGGCAGAUGUCGUUCGUGCCAACAGUUGAGCCGAAGGGAUGCUCCACCUCUCACACGUGCCGGCCAGAGAGGGAGAGAGGAGAGUGAGAGCACUGAGAGGGGAGUUUUAUUAGUGGCGGAAGCAAAACGAGAUUUUAGAGAGAGAAGGAUGAACGCUGGGUAUCGGCCGGAAUACGAUUUCGUGUGGCCGCCGGCGGCUACGCCGACAGCCGCUCCCGUUAGCAGGCCACCGCCGGAGCUCAGUCCUCCGCUCAUCGCCAUGAUGGCGGUCGUCGCCACCGCGUUCCUCGUCGUCGCUUACUCCCGCCUCAUCUCCAAGUAUCUUCUGCCCGCCAUCGCGCGCCUCCACCAGCUUCUCCGGCGGAGGCCAUCGGCGCCCUCCGACGACGGCUUCGGCGGCUCCCCGUCCCCCGACUCGUCGCCCUUCUUCCAUGCGGCGCUUUCCUCCUACGGACUCGACGAGUCUGCGAUCAAGACGAUUCCUCUCCGCGUCUUCACCAAAGGGAAGCGGUUCCUCGACGGCAGCCACGAUUGCGCCGUCUGCCUUCUGGAAUUCGACUCCGGCGACUAUCUUCGUGUUCUUCCAGGAUGCCACCACGCUUUCCACGUCGAUUGCAUUGACAUCUGGCUGCGGUCCCACGCCAACUGCCCCCUCUGCCGUGCCGGAAUAUUCCGCUCGAAUUCCCCCUUCAUUCCGGUCAUGGCGGCCCGGAUACGCCCCAGCCUCGACGACAGCCUCCUCCGAGACAUCAUCAUCGAGGCCGAGAUAAGGCCCGAUCCAGCAGCGUCGGAGGCGCGGGCGUCGCCCUUCUCCAGCGCCGCGGCCUCGCCUGACACGACCAAAAACGACUUCGGAGACGAAGCAACAGUCCCAGCGACAGGCCGGAGCUCCGGGUUCCUGAAAAGAUCGUACUCCUUCGGGUUCGAAAGCAACCUCGCGACGGAGCGUCUCGUCCUGGAGGCCACGACGGCGUCGCCGUGGAGGUACCGGAGGGGCGGAGUCGGCAGCGGCUUCUGGGCGAAGCGCCCGUCUCCCUUCUGCCUAAAGCCGUCGGUCUUUUCCUUCCGGUCCCUCAAGUCGCCUUUCUUCCGGCGCCGCAGCACCUCGUCCCUCACCGGCUUCUUCCCCCUCUCCGAGUCGCGCGUCCACGGUGGCGCGUCGUCCUCCUCGUCCCGGCGCUGCAAGUCGAUGACGAGCCCAAUGUUCGUCAGGUCCGUGGUCGCUUUCUCCUCCAGCCGAUUGAGGUCCGGGGAUCCCGAAGCUCUCUUGUCCCCCGAGAGGUUCAACCGGCGCUAGAACUCCCAAAAGCUGUAGCCCGUCAUAUGCACCUUUUAUCUUCAACUUAGUCGGCCCAGCGGUGGAGCGACACCGGGGAAUGCGGCGGCGGAAAACGGUGCUCCGCCGACGGAGACGGCGGUUUCCGGGAGGGGACAGAGUCAUAAUGGGCGUGGCGUGGCGAAUUUAAUGCGCGUCUGGUCCGAACUCGCUUUUACCAAUCGGGAAUUAAUGAGGCGGGUGCGCGCAUUGAUGGCCGUCUGGAGACGGUAGAGAGAGACGGCGGUGGCGGAGCAUAAAUGCUGCGAGUCCCGCGCCCAUCACCCAAUUGCGCGACUCAGAAGAAUACAUAUAUAAAAACCGAACGAAGCGUCCCCCUGAGAUUCCGUUCUGCACAGAAACGUUCCUGCACAAGACGUGCACCCCGUUCCGGUGUCCCUCUCAAGGGCAAAUCAGUCAUUGUCGCAGCAGAUUGAUGAUGGUGAUGAGUCUGGAGAUCGACUUCGAGGGCGUGUGGGACAGCCGGACAGGUCGGCCAUCAGUUCUUGUGUGGUCCUUGCCAAAUUGUGCGGCCUUGAAAAGGCUGAAUCCGCUGCUGCUGCUGCUGCUUCUGGUCUGACUGCUUCGCUCUCUCCGCGCAUUCAUGUGCCUUCUGCAGGCCGGUGGUCCGGCGGAUUGCCUUCUUACCUCGAGGCCUCAAUCUUGUAGACGCCGUUUUCCUUUUCCUCUCAAAAUUUAUAAUUUUAAAUUGGUGGCUUUCUUGGAAAUACAUUUUUGUUUCCUGAAUUUCCAUUUUUUAAUGUUGAAAAUUUUGCAAAAACAAGUUCCAUUUUUAACGCUCAAGUUUGAAUUGUAUUGCUUUUAAUUCAAACCUGUUUUCGUUAAAAUUUUCAUCUCGAGAUCUCAAAUUCUAAGUUGGCUGGGGAAGAGUGACGAUUGACGACCAUGGGAAUCGAACUGAGACCGCUGACGCCAAUUGUUCCGUUCAUAUUUAUUUGGCUUUUCUGUUGUAUGUUGUGGAUCAACAUGGCUUAAUUAGAGACACGAAUAUGAAGGAUUUUCUCUUUUUUCAAUUUCUAAUAUUCGUGUCAGUGGUAGACUUUGGAAUUCAAGUACCUAGUCAAGUUCGAUAAGAAAAAUCAAAAUUUGAUUACCAUCAAAUUAUAAUUUGGUA
Nymphaea colorata (pocket water lily) is the source of this 2473-nucleotide messenger RNA. RefSeq names its product RING-H2 finger protein ATL65. The record is from RefSeq and is a predicted model, not a curated record. Bases 10 to 1320 code for a protein of 436 amino acids. Gene Ontology annotation, biological process: protein ubiquitination. Gene Ontology annotation, molecular function: transferase activity. The transcript has a single exon. Lineage: Eukaryota; Viridiplantae; Streptophyta; Magnoliopsida; Nymphaeales; Nymphaeaceae.